GGCAAAUGAUUUAAUUCGGUCCGGAAGCCUGUGUCCUGUGAAGGCAUUUGUGCGCCUGCAGAGGCAGCGGGAUCGUCGGUCUCUGCCCUUCGCUCAGAAAGUCCCCUGAACGCGAGGGCUUUGCCUGGUGACUUUUCACCAAGGGGACAUGGUGCAAGGUGAAGAGCACAGAUAAAGACCCUUUCGCCACUCCAUAGCCUGUUCCACCCUCCCUGAGGACUUCAUGCAGCAGGACGCAGGCUGAUGCCCUCAGCACACCCUGCCAUGGACGGGGGGAAGAACUAUCCGCAGCACGAGCACCAGCAGUCAGGCAACAUGCUCUGCAGCAUCCCCAGCCUCCACUCCCAGCUCACCGUGCCAGCCAUGGAGGAUACCAUGGUGGCUGCAGACUCAUGGAGUAGCUGCUACACUGCCUCUUUCCCAACCUCAUCUUUCCCGAGUGAAAACCAGCAAUAUUUUAAUCCCCAUCACGGUUUUUAUAUGAAUUCCAUCAGCGCACAACAUGUAUUGGAAACAAACUAUGCAUCUGUGGACCCCACUGACUUCUUACCAAGAAAUGGUGAUUUUCCUCAGGACUCUUCAUACCUCGAUGAGCUCUCCAACAACAACUCCCUCUUCUCGUCCCCUGCGGAUUCCCUCUCUGACAUUGUGGAUUCUAAGGACUUCUUGUCUGCCGAUAGUCUGAACCAUGCACCAGCGUUAUGCGAUGUGAGCACGACGCAGCAGAACCAAAUACAGCCGUUCUCACCCAGCAGAUUGUUCGCUGGCUUAAACAGUUCGAAUGACCAUGUUCCUGCUGUCCCCAACACCCCGCUCCUCAUAAGCUACCAGUCUCAAACUCCUGCAGAGGAGGAGGAUGAAGGUGAGGAGGAAGAAACAGAAGAGUUGGGACAAACGGAGACCUACGCAGAAUAUAUACCUUCAAAGUCCAAGAUUGGGAAGCACCACCCUGACCUCGUGGUUGAAACGAGCACUCUGUCCAGCGUCCCCCCACCCGACAUCACCUACAGCCUCUCUCUGCCAAGCUCCGUUGCCGACAAAGGGUCCCUCUCUGCACUACAGUUGGAAGCAAUCAUUUAUGCCUGCCAGCAACAUGAAGUUUUAUUACCCAAUGGGCAGCGAGCUGGGUUCCUCAUUGGGGACGGUGCUGGAGUUGGAAAGGGCAGGACAGUUGCGGGCAUCAUCUUUGAAAAUUAUCUUAAAGGGAGGAAAAAAGCUCUGUGGUUCAGCGUCUCCAAUGAUCUCAAGUAUGAUGCUGAGAGGGACCUGAAGGACAUUGAAGCCUCCCACAUUCCUGUGCAUGCUCUGAAUAAGAUUAAAUACGGUGACACAACUACCUCAGAAGGAGUCCUCUUUGCCACUUAUUCUGCACUGAUUGGUGAAAGCCAGGCAGGCGGGCAGCACAGGACACGCUUAAAACAAAUUUUGGACUGGUGCAGGGAAAAUUUUGAUGGAGUUAUUGUGUUUGAUGAAUGCCACAAAGCCAAAAACGCCAGCUCUACUAAAAUGGGCAAAGCAGUGCUGGACCUUCAGAACAAACUGCCUCAAGCAAGGGUUGUUUAUGCCAGUGCCACAGGUGCCUCUGAGCCAAAAAACAUGAUUUACAUGAGCCGCCUGGGGAUCUGGGGGGAGGGCACCCCUUUCAGAGCGUUUGAUGAGUUCCUGCACGCAAUUGAAAAGAGGGGCGUUGGUGCAAUGGAGAUCGUGGCGAUGGACAUGAAGGUCAGUGGAAUGUACAUUGCCAGGCAGCUGAGUUUCACUGGAGUCACCUUCAGAAUCGAGGAGAUCCCCCUGGAUCAGCAGUACAAGAUUGUCUACGACAAGGCAGCGAAACUGUGGGCAGAGGCCUUGAUGGUGUUCCAGCAGGCAGCUGACUGGAUCGGCUUGGAGUCUCGGAAAUCCUUGUGGGGUCAGUUCUGGUCAGCUCACCAGCGCUUCUUCAAGUAUCUCUGCAUUGCUGCUAAAGUCCGACGACUUGUUGAGCUUGCCAAGGAAGAGCUGGCGAAGGAUAAGUGUAUCGUCAUCGGCCUGCAGUCCACCGGGGAGGCUCGCACCAGAGAAGUCCUGGAUGAGAACGAUGGGCACCUAAAUUGUUUUGUCUCUGCUGCAGAAGGCGUCUUUCUAUCACUAAUUCAGAAGCACUUUCCUUCAACCAAAAGAAAGAGAGAAAAAGGAACUGGCAUUAAAAGAAAACGGAAGCCAAGGGGCCGCUGUGCCAAGGCUCCGAAGAUGAUGUAUGACCCUGCGGCCGUGAUCAAGAUCAGCGACGACAGCAGCACUGACUCCGACAUGGGGCUCGACAGUGACUUCAACUCCUCUCCGGAGUCCGUGUUUGAGACAGACGACGUCAUCUUCGUUGAGCACACCUACAACGGCUUCACAGCUGAGGACAGAAGUAAUUUUCACAUGCUGCCUUCCCAGAGAGAGAUGCAUGGCCUGCGAGAACUAGAACAUGUGGAAAAGAUGAAGCAGGAUCUCCUAGCAAAAGUAAAAGCACUGGGCAAAGAGCUACCUCUCAAUACCUUGGAUGAACUGAUCAAUCACUUUGGGGGCCCGGAGCAUGUGGCUGAGAUGACGGGGCGGAAGGGCCGGGUGGUUUGCAGACCAGACGGCUGCGUCAUGUUCGAGUCCCGUGCAGAGCAAGGCCUCUCUAUAGACCACGUCAACCUGAAGGAGAAGGAGCGGUUUAUGAAAGGGGAAAAGCUUGUAGCAAUAAUCUCUGAGGCCUCCAGCUCCGGUAUCUCUCUCCAAGCAGACAGACGGGUGAAAAACCAGAAGCGCCGGGUCCACAUGACACUGGAAUUGCCCUGGAGUGCAGACCGGGCUAUACAGCAGUUUGGUCGAACGCACCGAUCAAACCAGGUUUCUGCUCCGGAGUAUGUCUUCCUUAUCUCUGAGCUGGCAGGGGAGAGGAGGUUUGCAUCCAUCGUGGCAAAACGGCUGGAGAGCCUAGGUGCCUUAACUCAUGGAGACCGCCGGGCCACUGAAUCCCGAGACCUCAGCAAGUACAACUUUGAGAAUAAGUACGGGGCUAAAGCACUAGACAGAGUCCUGUCCACAAUCCUCAACCAGACGGAGAACAGAGUUCCUGUGCCCAAGAGCUACGACCGAGGGGAGGCUGCCUUUUUCCAUGAAAUGAAGCAAGGUCUCAUCUCUGUGGGGAUAUGCUGCAAUCAGAUGAAGUAUGGCACUGUCUCAGUGGAGAAAGACUGCUCCAUCACCAAGUUCCUGAACCGCAUCCUGGGUCUGGAGGUGGACAAGCAGAACAUGCUCUUCCAGUAUUUUUCUGACACCUUUGAUUAUCUGAUUGAAAAGGACAAGAAGGAGGGCAAAUACGACAUGGGCAUCCUAGAUUUAGCGCCAGGAGUGGAUGAGAUCUAUGAGGAGAGCAAGGAGGUCUUCCUGACCCCUGGGCACCCGCAGGAUGGGCAGGUCGUGUUUUAUAAGAUCAGUGUUGACAGAGGCUUGAAGUGGGAGGAAGCUUAUGAGAAGUCACUCGAACUGACAGGAUCCUUCGAUGGGUUCUACCUCUCCUACAAGACGCGAGGCUCCAAACAUACCUGUCUGCUGGCAGAGCAGAGCCGCGGGAAGAACUUCAUCCUCUACAAGCCAAAUAUUGGGAAGCAAAGCCAGCCCGAGAGCCUGGACAGUCUGCAGAAGAAGUACCGGCGGGUGCUGCCUGUGGAGGCCAAGGAGCACUGGGAGAACAGUUACCGCUUCUCCUUGGAGAAUUGUAACCACGCCACCUGGAACAGGAGCUGCAAGCUGACCCAGCAGGGGAAGGAGUGCUUCCAGGGCAUGCGCCUGCGUCACUACUACAUGCUGUGUGGGGCCCUGCUGCGGGUCUGGAGCAAGAUUGCCAGCAUCAUGGCAGACAUCACCAACACCAGCUACCUGCAGAUCGUCCGCCUCAAGACCAAGGAGAAGAAGAAACAAGUCGGGAUAAAGAUCCCCGAGAGCUGUGUCCAUAAGGUGCGGGAGGAGCUGAAGCAGAUGCAUGAGAACGUGGAGCUGAAGCAGAUGCAUGAGAACGUGAAGCGAAAGCAGAACCAGCUCCUCCAGGCCCAGGAGCAGAGCCUGCAGUUCUCCCUGCCGCACAUCCUGCCGCAGCCUCUGGACCAGACGCAGACGGGGCCCAGGAUCUCCCUGUCCAGGCACUCCCAGCACCCAGACGAGAUCCUGGACUUGACCUACAGCCCUCCCAGCAACAGCAUUCUCAACACGAUGAACCCAGAGCCUGGUGCGUUGUGCUUCCCCUCAGAACCCGUUCUGCAGCCACACCAGCAGCACGGAUUACCCGUUUGCUUCAGCCACCUUUCUGCCUUCAAGAGCCCGGCCCCUGUCCUAGAGGGGAACGUGCCUUUGAGCUCCUCGCUGCAUGACCCCCUGCCUCUGCCUCACCUGGGCCCCUUGCAGGCAAUGCAGCAGCAGCAGGAAGAUUUUGUCCAACAGGAUGGGAAUAUCAACUUUAGAGAGAUCCUGGAGGACAUGCUGAGGAGGCUUAAUGGGACCCCCCAGGAGAACAUGCUCCCCCCGGAGCGUCAGAGCGUGAUCCAGUUCAGCGGCUCUUUCCCAGACUUCUGAAAGCCAGCUGGGCACACCUGGCGAUGCUCGGCCGCUCUGGAUCCAUGUCCUUCGGUGCAGAGGUGAGAGCUGGGGAGCCCCGGCUUUUCUGCUGGUUUGGACUGACCCUUUUCUGGUUUUGAGGGAAGAAAAGAAACCCUAUAGUUCCUUAAAGCAAAGUUUAUUUAUAUAUAAUAUACAGUCAGGCAUGUAUAGAUUUGUAUAUAACAUGCGCUUGGGGGGAGUCGAGUGCUGCCAAGUUCAGCUGAUCUGGACUCAUGGUCUCUGCUGUGUUCGAGUCCUGCUCAAAGGUCAGUGCCCGUGUAGGACUGAGGAGAGAUGCUCCCUCCUCUGUGCCCGUCCCCCUGCAGACUACUGAGUUUCCGAGCUGGGCCGUGCCUUUCCCAGCCCUCCGGCCCAGAGCUCUGCGGCCGCUGCCCCCCGAGCAGGGCAGGGACACGUCUGGUCUCCAAAAGGACCUGGCGACCAGAGUGCUGGUCCCUUACUGAUGGGUGAGAGCCCCAUGUCCCCAAGACAGGACUGUAUCUGCAACGGCUGCCCCAGCCGUGCUGUAGGCCUUGAGGCUGAUCUGGAGGGCUGGCUCGGAAGACAGGGGCGAAGGGAAGGGAAUGCUGUCCCAGAGGAGUCGGGAGCUGUGGAGCUCAUGUGUCCCUCUGGGCAGGGCUGAGCGAGUGUAGCUGAGAGGAGCAAAACUGACUGUGCCUGCUCUGCCCUUCCCGGGAAGGGACACCAACACCUCUGAGGCUGCCUGAGCUCUGUGGGAAAGGGCAGGAGCUGGCUGCACCCAUGCCUUGUUUGUUGGUAUGGUGGCAGAGCUUGUGAGUUUGGCAGAGCUCGGCCCCACUGGGACCACGGGGGGGAUUCCCCAGAGCAGAAGGGCCACAUGUCCCAUCAGCCUGUCCUGCACUUUAGCCUCGCCGGGUCGCUGUGACUGGCCAUGCUUUGUCUGACUUCCUGCUAUCACUGGUGUCCUGUCACUGGGCUGUCUCACCGGUCCUGCUCUGUACGGCUUGUCCUUGGCUGGGCCAUGGACGUUGGCCUGGGUGCCUGGACCUGGGCACCCCAGCCCUGCCCACUGCUGACCCUGGCGAGAGCUGCUCCUGUGCCCCGGAAGGGAAGAGUGCCCUGGUGAGCACCUGCAGUAUCGCUGCUCACGCUGCAAAUUCAGCCUCCGAUACCAAAGAGCAAAGGUCUGCUUUGCACAGCACUGCCCCAGACAACCUGCUGCCCUCAGCCAGGAGCAGCUAGGCGAGCUGCUGUCUCCCCAGGCAGCCUCCAGCCACCUCUGCCACCAUCCCUGUUCCUGCAGUAUCUCACCUCGGCAGGUCCCGGGGAAACCGUCUUUUGUUUUCUCUCUUUAAUCUAAGGAGUCUGGCAGGAAGCUGCCUGCUGGCAGGAAUGUUCCAGGCCUGGCAGCUCCUCUGCGAGCCUCCCCUCCGCUGUGUUUUUCUCUGCCUUGAGUCAUCGAGGUAUUUCCUAGAAGCAGCACCAGGAUUUUUCAGAGGCAGUACUCAGACCUUCCUUGGCUGGCCUUGGCCCUUCCUCGGGGAGGACCUGGGGAAGGGGGGCCCAGCCAGGAGACACCUCUGCUGGGGUCCCCCAUGCCCUGACAGGUCAGUCUCAAGGCACCUGGUGGAGUCCUCUCCUCCAGGCAGGGAGCGUGGACCCCCCUCGUGUCCCCCCCUCCCCGGGCUCAGGGCCGGGCCAAGUGCCCUGUUUGCUGUUGGGAGGCGCUUUGGGUCAGCGUCCGCAGUGUUCGUGCUCCUGCUGAGAUAGGAGCUGCCUUCCCCAGCGCAUUAAGGCCGUGGACCUGCCCUGCAGAGUGCACGAGUGGGCUUAGUUCUGAGGUUGCUCUGGUCCCUGCCCUUUGUUUUGGAGGGGGGGCUUGUCCUUAAACCCCCCCUGCCCAGCUGGCAUCUGCCGCCCGCCCGCCCGCCCAGAGUCAGCCCUGCAGCCGGGGCCGCUCGGGGCUGCAUUUUACUGCAUUCAAGGAAACCUCCUUACCUCAAAGUUAGCACCAAAGAUGGGGACCCCCCGCCCCGGGGCCCCGCUGCUGCCCUGAGACGUUUGUGCUUUUCCUGCAGCUUUGCUCGCGGCAGCCACGCUCGCCUCUUGCCCCGGGGAUCGCUGCUCUCCUGGGGUGCCACGACAGCCUGUUCCUUGUCCUGAACGGAGCAAGGCUCUCCCCCAGCCCCUCCUCUAUUUAAAAUACGUCCCAGUCCACACCACUCGUGGAGAGGCCCUAGCUUUGCCCGUGUCCUGGUUCGUUUGCCCGGUGCUCGCUGAAUUCUCAGCGAGGAGAGAAAAGGAUGCCGGGAAAACCCAUUUCAGAGAGGCUUAAACUCAGGAAUAGCGAGGAGGAGUUCUCCCGCAAGGCACCCUCUGCCAGCCACUGCUCUGCUGUCACCCGGAGCUGUACCUGGUGGCUUUGACCUUGAUUUUAAAAUAUAUGCAAUUCUCCCUCCCUGAUCUCUGGAGAGACAGAGAGCACCUUCGAGGAAGCCCUUCCCUGCCCCGAUCCUGUGUUUUUGUCAGGGUUAAUAAUAUGUAACAGUAUCUUUUAACUAAAUUAUUAUGCAGUUGUCCUACUGAUUGUAUGUAUUUUUAAAUGAGUCCCUUUUUUCUUCCCUUACACCUUUUUGUUAGCACUUUUUAAUCCGCUUGUUGUUUGCCUUUGUUUUUCUAUGUGUAUUUAUAAUUAAUUAAGAUGUAUAUAUGUAAAGAGAUUUUUUUAGAAUAUGUGCCUUUGACUAAUAAUUCCUGAAUUUUCUACUUGCCUCAGAAGGAUAAUUUUUCAUUCUGCUCAGUAAAAAUGGAAAGGAAGCCACGUACGCGA
Grus americana (Whooping crane) is the source of this 7420-nucleotide messenger RNA. RefSeq names its product strawberry notch homolog 2 (gene SBNO2). NCBI's taxonomy places the organism in Eukaryota, Metazoa, Chordata, Aves, Gruiformes, Gruidae. The transcript has 32 exons. Gene Ontology annotation, molecular function: histone binding; chromatin DNA binding. The coding region runs from base 244 to 4584 and encodes 1446 amino acids. Gene Ontology annotation, biological process: regulation of DNA-templated transcription. Gene Ontology annotation, cellular component: nucleus. The record is from RefSeq and is a predicted model, not a curated record.